CCCGUCCAUUACUGACGGCCUUUAGGGCUCGAAAUUCUUCUACAAAACCAAUGGCACCCAAUUCUUCAUGAAGGGUAUCGCAUACCAACAGGGCGUUAGCACAAACACGUCGCAGACCGAGAAUGUCGACUACACUGAUCCUCUCGCCGAUACCACGUCUUGCAAGCGUGACAUUCCCUUCCUCCAAAAGCUCAACACCAAUACCAUUCGUGUAUACGCCCUCGACCCCACUAAAAACCACGACACAUGUAUGAACGCGCUUGCUGAUGCUGGCAUCUAUGUCAUUGCCGACCUGUCUCAGCCAGGAGAGUCGAUCAAUCGAGACGAUGCUGCAUGGACCACCACACUCUACGCGCGAUAUACCAGCGUAGUUGAUGUAAUGGCCAAGUAUGACAACACGCUUGGCUUCUUUGCCGGUAACGAGGUUUCCAACCAGCCUAACAACACCAACGCCAGCGCUUUCGUCAAGGCCGCCGUUCGUGACAUGAAGUCGUACAUUAAGUCCAAGAACUACCGCACGAUUGGUGUUGGUUAUGCCACCAACGAUGAUGCCAGUAUCCGUGAGAACUUGGCCAACUACUUUGACUGCGGGGAUGCUUCGGACGCCAUUGAUUUCUGGGGCUACAAUAUCUAUUCCUGGUGUGGUGACUCCUCCUUCACCAAGUCUGGUUUCGAUGUCCGUACCAAGGAGUUCCAGAACUACAACGUCCCCGUCUUCUUCGCCGAGUAUGGCUGCAACACUCCCCGUCCUCGCAAGUUCACUGAAGUCGGCGCCCUAUAUGGCAAUCAAAUGACGGGCGUCUGGUCUGGAGGCAUUGUGUACAUGUAUUUUGAGGAGGAGAAUAAGUUCGGUCUCGUGAGCGUUGACGGAAGCAACGUUAAAACCCUCGACGACUUCAACAACCUUUCCAGCCAGAUCGCCAAGGUGACCCCCAGCGGUGCUAAGAUGGCGGACUACAACCCGACUAAUACUGCUGGUGCUUCAUGCCCUGCAGUCAACUCCGACUGGGCUGCCAAGGCUACCCCCCUACCUCCAGUCGUAAAUGCCCGCGCUUGCUCUUGCAUGAUGGACAGCCUUAGCUGUGUUGUCGCCAGCAAUGUUAACGAGAAGGACUACGGCGACCUCUUCGGAACGGUUUGCGGUUAUAGCAGCGGCAAGUUCUGUGGGGGAAUCCAGAAGAACGCCACCACCGGCAACUACGGAGCCUACGGCAUGUGCAACUCCACCGAGCAGUUAGGUUUUGCUCUCAAUCAAUAUGCUCUUGCCAAUCCUAGCGGUGGCUGCGAUUUCAAGGGCUCCGCUGUCACUAAGCAAGCCGUGAAGACCCAGGCUUCGGACUGCAAGGCUCUCAUGUCCCAGGCUGGCUCGGCUGGAACGGGCACCGUCACCUCUGCCCCCACCGGAACUGGUGCCGCAGCCACGGGCGCCAAGUCUUCAGGCGCGGGCGUUGCUCUCACCGUCCCGACAAUGGAAACUGGCCUCCUUCAACUUGGUGUCUAUGUCCUCGGUGCAGCAUUUUCCGGCAUGGCCAUGAUCCUAUUGUGAAAAAGUUUGACCUUUGGAGAGGAUGUGGUAGGGGUGAUUUCAUGCAUGAGCGGGGUUUUUUUUUUGGGGGACAACCGGUUACGCGGUCACCUGUACACAGAAAUGCGAUUGUAUUGUUUUACCAACUUGUGAGGGCUACUCCAUUCUGCAACUUUGAUGGGUUAGAUUUCUCGUUUGUGUCUUAUGUGGAGGCCGAAGAGACGAUAGCCUUGAAACAAAUGCAUUUAAUGCCCCUUUUGGUCUUAAGUGGCGGAAGAGAGACGUCAGCUCGGCUCCGUAAAACACAGAGACUUGACUUGGCGGUUCUUUCUUCCGGUUAGUUUUCACGGUAGCAAGAUUAGCGCCACACUAAUGCUAAACAUUAUCUGGUUUCUUUAG
Messenger RNA from Lindgomyces ingoldianus, 1924 nucleotides. RefSeq lists its product as uncharacterized. Lineage: Eukaryota; Fungi; Ascomycota; Dothideomycetes; Pleosporales; Lindgomycetaceae. The record is from RefSeq and is a predicted model, not a curated record. The transcript is spliced from 4 exons. Gene Ontology annotation, biological process: fungal-type cell wall (1->3)-beta-D-glucan biosynthetic process. Gene Ontology annotation, molecular function: 1,3-beta-glucanosyltransferase activity. The coding region runs from base 68 to 1546 and encodes 492 amino acids. Gene Ontology annotation, cellular component: cytoplasm; fungal-type cell wall.